AUGGCGACUCAGAGUAUAGAGGAGGAUUGUGAAACCAAUGGAAACCCAGCUGUUGAUGAAGAACCUGAAAGCAAGGACAUCCCUAAUUCUUCACCUGGUUCAGAAGCCCACUCAAGAGAGGGUCUAGUGAGACAAGAUGAUCAAAAUGUGAUACAAGACCAGAGCCAACCUGCAGCCAGUGAGGAAGAUAACACCAACCUCCUCAGUCUACCCUUCCCCAGGAAGCUCUGGGCCAUUGUGCAGAAUGAUGCAUUCAAGUCUGUGAACUGGACUAAGGAUGGAGACAGCAUACUGAUUGAGGUAGACCUUUUCCAGAGAGAGGUCCUCCACCUCAAGGGAGCAAAGAAGAUUUUUGAAACAGACAGCUUAAAGAGUUUCAUUCGACAGCUCAACUUGUAUGGGUUCAGGAAGAUAAGCAGUGAGACCUCUGUAGCUUCCUCUGGAGAGAACAAGAAAAUAAUGAUAUACCGCAACUUCAACUUUCAAAGAGAUAAGCCUGGACUGUUUAAGUAUAUCUGGGGAAAAGAAGACCUAGGCAAUCUUGCCAAACAAGCUACCUGUGUGCCCAUUCCACUUAGCCCUUCUCAAGGGCCAAUUUCAAAAAAAAAGAAGAUGUCACCAACCAGAUAUUCUCCACGAUUCUAUUGUAAACCAGAGGAAGAUGGUGUAGAGUCCGGGAAGAAGAACUCCAAUAACCAGGCACACAAAGGAAAUCACAGCUUUGUAUUCUCUUCUGUGUGGGCUAUGAAAGCUAUUCCUGGAUAUUACCUACAAAAUCAGCCCUCUGGGGAGCCCAGUAACACAACUGUGGAAGACACCUCUCACAAUAUACGUAUGCCUCCAACUGCUCCUGGAGUCCAAGGCACAGAAGUACCCAGUGCCAGCUCACCAGGGCACCGCAUUUUGCAUUCUAUGAUGUCUCUCUAUAAUGAUUGUUGUUCUGCCAUAUUUUCUGCCCUCUCACAAAGGCCAAUGAAUGAAUCCCCUAUUGAAGAAGAGCAGGAAGGCUCCUCAGAUUACAAGCGUGUAAUCUGUGAACCCAUAAAGAAUAAUCCUCACUUAUGA
Molecule: messenger RNA, 1065 nt
Organism: Cricetulus griseus (Chinese hamster)
Lineage: Eukaryota; Metazoa; Chordata; Mammalia; Rodentia; Cricetidae
Source: RefSeq, a predicted model, not a curated record